GCGUCAGGCGUCGAUUUGAAUUUCUCAAACUAACCUCAGUACGCGGACACUCCUUGAUUUCUAACCUCAGAGUAGUGAGUUUCCGCUGCAUAAAUAGUUGUGCGCAGAAAAGUAUUUACAGAAGACCGUGAUGUAAUUUUGAGUGAAUUUUUGGGUAUUUUGGAUGCAUAUAUGAUGAGUUAUGACAACUUAUCCUGUGCCAGUGGCCGUGUGAUGCGUUAAAACCUCCGCGAGAGCGUCGCUAUAUCCUACAGCCAUUUAGUCAACGGCCACAAUGGUCGAUUGUAUUUUCGGCAAUAGCGAGGGCAUCGAAGCACCCAGCCGAAUAGACCAAACACGACUCUUCUACCAAUGAAGAACGGAGAGGCCGUCUCUUCGCUUGAAAUCAACUGAAAGGUGGCCCCUGAAAGCAGCACCCCAAAGUCGUAGCCUGUCCAUGAGAACCUGAUGAGAAAAAAGGCAGUAGUUGUCCAAUCACAACCUCAAAUCCCGGUCCCCUAUUUUCACGGAGCGCUCAGCGCUCAAUCGAACAGCUCCAAAGUUGAUUUUUGUGACAAAACGAGUGCCGAUUCCGUGUCCACAGAUUUAUUACUUUUUUUUUUUUACAUCGUGAGUGACUGUAUUAAGGAAUAAGAGUGUUGCGUUAUAGUGCCUGAAUAAAUCCAUAACGGAUAAUAUAUAAAAUAUAAAAAUUCCGGCUUAUAUGUGCACGACAACAAUUUUAGCAAACACAUGUUAUAAAAUUUAUCACUUGUCAUAGCUUGGAUAAUUUUCGCGUUCACUACAGCGCUAACAGCUAAUUGUGAAUACUGAGGGAAACUUGAUUGAAUCUUUACGCUUAUCUUGACCCUAUGCGUGGUGUCGACCAAACACCAAUGUUUGUAUUUUCUGUCGACGCUGUCUACAAAAGCGCCCAUGAAUGUCCUCAGCAGUGUUACAGCCAUGGAUGUUGACUGUCCUGUAAUCACCUUAAAGCGAUCUAGCAGUGCUCCGAUGAUUAACGAGAUCAGUGCUACAAUGUCUGUCACUUCGACGUCUACCUCUGCUCCGAGAGAUGCUGUCUCACCUUUCAAUUUGUAUUCAAAUUUACCACGGACAAGACGUUUUAGUACCAGUAGUCCUGGAGGUGGUGGUAUACCACGUCUUACUCCGAGAGUGAGUCAGCUGCGACAGGAAGAAUGCGUGGAUGUAGCUGGUCGUGAAGCUGCACACGAAAAAGAAAUACACAGUGCAAUGCAAAUGUCUCAAUCAUGGGAAGACCUCAGGCUGGAUGCCGAAGGCCUCUCCUUUAAAGAGUCAGAGUCUCCUAGUCAUCAGCUAAACAAAUCAGACCGACAAAAUUCCAAGCGAACUAUUGAUCCUCUAACUUUGAACCUCAAUGCUGCUGGACCACCAUUGUGCUCCUCACCGUCACCUACUAGAUCAGGACUCGGACAACGACAGUGCUAUUCACCUGGAAUUCAAAUGACUUGGAAAAAUAAUCUUUCUCCUAGUCCUACUAGAAAAGCUUUCGCAACAAGGCGUAGCCUCAGCCCAAUAGCCACCAUUCGUGCAAGCUGUCUGGGCCCAGUUAAGAGAAAGUUUGAAUUAGAUGACAAUAAUGGAGACCAACAUCUGCUACCUCCAGCUAAGAGAACAUCAAGUCUCGUUAUUUCGCACUCCAACAGACUCGAAGGAAUAUCCAGCCCGCUACCAGGGUCACUUGGCUCUGUGGGAACACCUGAAUCUUUGUCUAGUGCAGACUCGCCAAACUUCUCUUUCCGAAUUGCCGACAGUCCAUCUCCUGGGAGAAUCUUAUCAAGUGGGGACGAACCAAUGUCUGAUUCGUCAGGUGAUCUAACUAAAGCUUCCGAUGAAGUCCAAUCAAAUAAUAUCACUCAGCAUAAUCAGAGGUGAAUAUAUUUAGUUUCUAACCAUUUAUACAUAAACGCGUCAACUUUACAACUUCAAUGUUUUGUAACAUAGUACGAUCUGUCGAUCGUUAAAAAUUUUGUGUAAUCUUGUAGAAAUGAUAAAUAAAUACUAUGCUGAUUGCUACUUGCCCAAAGGUGCCACAGCUGAAUGCAGAUGAAUUAAUUCUGUAACAGUAUCGAUGCGAGAUUUAUCAGUCUCGAGCAUAGAUUUUAAUUACAUUAAAUUGUCAGGUGCCAUCAGCUUGCAUAAAAGAUUUUUUCGAUUAAGAAUAAUAAAAUCAUAAGAUUUUUUUCACACACUGUAACAAGAAACAAUGUUUUUUUUUCGAUGUUGUAAAUUUUCAGACCUAUUUAUCAAUCGAUAGUUAGUGAUUGUGUAAUGUAGAUAUGAUACGCUCAAAAGUGAGAAGACUUGCGUGUCUCAGCAUCAACUAAACGUUUGAAUACCGUGCAGUUUAAAAUAGAUAUAUGUAUGUAACUAGUCGGGACAAAUCUAGUGAACUAUGAACUGUAUUUAAAAUUGAACCAACUUAUAAUUCUUCCUGGAUCGCGAUUCAAUUUUAACUGCAAGUGCAACAAAGCUCGUUGUUGUUCGUUUACAAUAACGGGAAGCAAAGGG
Neodiprion virginianus is the source of this 2532-nucleotide messenger RNA. Its product is annotated as P2R1A-PPP2R2A-interacting phosphatase regulator 1. NCBI's taxonomy places the organism in Eukaryota, Metazoa, Arthropoda, Insecta, Hymenoptera, Diprionidae. Gene Ontology annotation, molecular function: protein serine/threonine phosphatase inhibitor activity. The record is from RefSeq and is a predicted model, not a curated record. Bases 916 to 1896 code for a protein of 326 amino acids. The transcript has 5 exons.